Molecule: messenger RNA, 12423 nt
Organism: Colletotrichum higginsianum IMI 349063
Lineage: Eukaryota; Fungi; Ascomycota; Sordariomycetes; Glomerellales; Glomerellaceae
Product: PKS-NRPS hybrid
Exons: 3
Coding region: 1-12423 (4140 amino acids)
Biological process (GO): secondary metabolite biosynthetic process; fatty acid biosynthetic process
Molecular function (GO): 3-oxoacyl-[acyl-carrier-protein] synthase activity; fatty acid synthase activity; phosphopantetheine binding
Source: RefSeq, a predicted model, not a curated record
AUGUCAACCAUGAACAACGGAGUGCAGGACGGGAAGCAGCAUGAGCCCAUUGCCGUCGUAGGCAGCGGGUGCCGCUUCCCCGGCGGGUCCACGACGCCGUCGAAGCUCUGGGACCUGUUGGAGAACCCGAACGACAUUGUCAGCGAGAUCACGCCGGACCGCUUCAACGUCGAUAGGUACUACCACCCGGACCACAAGCACCACGGCACCAGCAACGUCCGCCACUCGUACCUGCUGCAGGAGAACUUCAAGCUGUUCGACGCCAAGUUCUUCGGGGUCAAGCCCCAGGAGGCCAUCGCCAUGGACCCGCAGCAGCGUCUCCUCCUCGAGACGGUGUACGAGAGUCUCGAGGCGGCGGGCAUCACCAUACAACAUCUCAAGGGCUCCAAGGCAGGCGUCUUUGUCGGCAACAUGGGCGGGGACUACUCCGAGCUCCUCGGACAGGACCUCGACGCGUUCCCGACAUACUUCGCCCCCGGGACGGCGAGGAGCAUUCUCUCCAACAGGAUCUCCUACUUCUUCGACCUACACGGCCCGUCCGUCACCGUCGACACGGCCUGCUCGUCCAGCCUGGUGGCCGUCCAUCAGGCCGUGCAGAGCCUCCGUGUCGGCGAGACGCCCGUCGCCAUCGCUUGCGGGACCAACCUGCUGCUGGGGCCGUCGCAGUACAUCGCCGAGAGCAAGCUGCAGAUGCUGUCGCCGAACGGACGGUCACGCAUGUGGGACGCGUCGGCGGACGGAUAUGCCCGCGGCGAGGGCUUUGCUUCGGUGGUGCUCAAGACGCUAAGCGCCGCCUUGGCCGAUGGAGACCAUAUCGAAUGCAUCAUCCGGGAGACUGGAGUGAACCAAGAUGGCCGGACCAAGGGUAUUACGAUGCCCAGCCCGCUCGCCCAAGCGAAUCUCAUCCGGGACACAUACAAGCGGGCCGGUCUGGACCUCAGCAAGCCGUCGGACCGGCCGCAGUACUUUGAAGCACACGGCACCGGCACGCCGGCGGGAGACCCCGUAGAGGCCGAGGCCAUCAGCUCGGCCUUCUUCGGCGCCGAGAGCGGAUUCCAGCGGAGGCCAGACGCGGAUCCAAAACUCUACGUCGGAUCGGUCAAGACCGUCAUCGGCCACACGGAGGGCACCGCCGGGCUGGCGGCGCUGAUCAAGGCGUCGCUGGCCAUGAAGGCCCGUCGCAUCCCGCCGAACCUCCACCUGAACCGCGUGAACCCGGCCGUCGAGCCCUUCUACAAGGACCUUGAGGUCCCGACGAGGUUGAGGGAGUGGCCGCAGCUCGAGCCGGGCCAGCCUCUCCGUGCCAGCGUCAACAGCUUCGGGUUCGGAGGCGCCAACGCCCAUGCCAUCAUCGAGAGCUACGAGCCGGCCUCCGAGGCAUACUCGUCGUCGUCGCUACAGGUUUCCAAAUCUGUCGCGCCCGUCUUCUCCCCUUUCACCUUCUCCGCAUGUUCGGAAAAGGCCCUGGCGGAGAUGCUCUCUGGCUACCACAAUUACCUGACGGAACACCCGGACGUCGAUCUGAGGAGCCUCGCCUUCACGCUCAACCAGCGCCGCUCGACAUUUGACAGACGGGCCGUCAUCUCGGCCGUCGAUCUCGAGCCUCUCAAGGCCAAGCUCGAGGCACGCAGCAAGGAAGACAGCCCGAGUGGCGGCAACAUGUCAGCGGUCAAGUCCCUCGACAGACGCCCUCGCAUCUUGGGCGUCUUCACGGGCCAAGGAGCUCAGUGGCCCCGGAUGGGCGCCGACAUCGUCCUUGCAUCUCCGGCUGCGAGGGCCAUCAUGGACGAGCUGGAGGAGAGCCUCCAGACGCUGCCGGAGGAGGAUCGGCCCCCAUGGUCGCUGCUGGACGAGCUGCUCGCACCCCCCGAGACCUCCCGCAUUCACCAGGCCCUCAUCUCCCAGACGCUCUACACCGCCGUCCAGGUCAUGAUGGUUCAGCUCCUCCGCUCGGCCGGCGUCGUCUUCUCGGCCGUCGUGGGCCACUCCUCGGGCGAGGUCUCGGCCGCGUACACGGCCGGCUACCUCUCGGCCCGGGACGCCAUCCGCGUGUCGUACUACCGCGGCCUCAACACGCACUGGGCCAAGGGCCCCACGGACCAGCCGGGAGGCAUGAUGGCCGUGGGCACGUCGUUCGAGGACGCCAAGGAGCUCUGCGAGCUGGACGCCUUCAAGGGCCGGCUGUGCGUCGGCGCGAGCAACUCCCGCGAGAGCGUGACUCUGUCCGGCGACCUCGACGCCAUCGAGGAGGUCAAGAAGAUCCUCGACGCCGAGGGCAAGUUCAACAGGCCGCUGCAGGUGGACAAGGCAUACCACUCCCACCACAUGCUGCCGUGUGUUCCACCCUACGUCAGCUCGCUGCAGAGGUGCGGCGUCAAAGUGCAGACGCAGCGCGACGAGGCGACGGCGUGCCCCUGGAUCUCGAGCGUCUACGUCGAGGACAUGGCCGAAAUCGGCGAGGACGGCCGCGUGCAGGAUCGGUACUGGAGCGAGAACAUGACCAAACCUGUCCUGUUCUCGCAGGCGCUCUCGUACGCCCUCGGCGGCGAGCAGCGGUUCGACUACGUGAUCGAGGUCGGGCCUCACCCGGCGCUCAAGGGGCCGGCCAGCGCCACGAUCCAGGCCGUCAUCGGCGAGAAGCUGCCGUACGGCGGGUGUCUGCGCAGAAACGCAAACAGCAUCGAGUCCCUUGCCGAGUGCCUGGGCGACAUCUGGGCGGUCCUGGGCAGCGAAGCCGUCGACAUGGCCGCCUUUGAAGCCUUUGCGUCCGGUGUAAGUGGUGAUGGCUCGGCCUCUCGUCCACGACUCAUCAAGGGCCUGCCGUCCUACCCGUGGGACCACGACCGGGCAUACCACUUCCAGUCCCGGCUGUCCAAGGCCAUGCUGACGAGCAACAUCCCGACCAACGAGCUGCUUGGUGCCCGGCUCGUCGACGACAGCUCCACCGAGGUCCGGUGGCGCAACAGCCUCCACCCGGCCGAGCUGCCGUGGCUGAUGAAGCACCAUGCGCAGGGACAGACCGUGUUCCCCGGCACGGGCUACAUCUCGACGGCCCUCGAAGCGGCCAAACAGCUCUUUGACAGCAAAGACGAGCCGGUGCGGACGGUCGAGGUGCGCGAUCUCGUCAUCGGCAACGCCCUGAUGAUCGAGGAGGACACGGGAGUCGAGACGCUCUUCUCCCUGACGGCCAUCGACCGCAAGCCAGGCCGCGUGACGGCCCACUUCGCCUUCUUCAGCCAGCAGGGCAAAGACUCGGUCAAGCUCAUCGAGAACGCGUCGGGCGACCUCCACGUGUUCCUCGGCGAGCCGUCGGAGGACGCCCUGCCCGGGCACCUGGAGCCGGACAACCAGAUGAAGGACCUGGACGAGGAGCGCUUCUACGAGGCCAUCGACAAGCUCGGCUACGGCUACGACGGGCCGUUCAAGGCGCUCUCCCAGCUGAAGCGCCACAUGGGGGCUGCCACGGGCCUCGUGAGGAUUCCCGAGCCGACGCCCUCGUUCGACAUGAUGGUCAUGCACCCGGCCGCCCUCGACGCCACCGUCCAGUCCAUCCUGCUGGCGUACUGCUUCCCCGGAGACACCCGGCUGCAGGGCAUCCAUCUGCCCACCGGCAUCGACUGCGUCCGGUUCAACUUUGGCAUGCUCAGCCGGGUGGACGCCGGCACCCAGCUCCCCUUCCGGUCUUCGGUUCCCGAGGGCCCGGAGGAGGACGACACCGGCAGCGGCAACGCGGCUGACGUCGGCGGCGACGUCGACGUCUUCUCUGUGGAUGGCCGUUUCGCCCUGAUCCAGCUCCAGGGGCUCCGCACCAAGCCCCUCUCGCCGCCAUCGGCCGCCACCGACCUGCACCUCUUCUCCGAGGUCGUGUGGAAGACCAUGACGCCUGCCGGGGCCAACCUGGAGCUGCACGGCGAGCGGCGCGCCCUCGAGGCCGACAUGUUCGACGCCAUGGAGCGCGUGGCCUACUACUACAUGCGCAACGUCGACCGCGAGGUGGCCGCCGGCGCGGGCCGCGAGGCUCUCCCGGAGCACAACCUCCGCUUCCUCGAAUGGGUCGACCACGUCCGGGACCGGAUCGCGCAGGGGACGCUCCCGCACAUCCACGCCGAGUGGGAGACGGACACCCGGGACGACAUCCUCGCGGUGGUCGCCCGGUACCCGGACAGCAUCGACCUGCAGCUGAUGCACGCCGUCGGCGAGAAUCUCCCGGCCGUCUUCCGGGGCGAGAUGAACGCGCUCGAGCCCAUGGUCCGGGACAACAUGCUCAACCGGUUCUACACGGACGCCAUGGGCAUGGCCCAGUACACCGAGGACCUGGCGCGCAUGGCCGGCCACAUAUCGCACCGCUACCCGCACAUGCGCGUCCUCGAGGUCGGCGCCGGCACCGGCGGCGCCACCAAGGUCAUGCUCCGGCGUCUCGACAACGCCUUCGCGUCCUACACCUACACCGAUAUCUCGAGCGGCUUCUUCGGCACCGCCCGCGAGACCUUCCGCGCCUACGAGUCCAAGAUGGCCUUCCGCGUGCUCGACAUCGAGAAGGACGUUGUCGAGCAGGGCUACGAGGAGGCCUCGUUCGACGUCGUCAUCGCCAACCUCGUCGUCCACGCUACCCGGACCCUCGACGACACCAUGGCCCAGCUCCGCCGUCUCGUCCGGCCGGGUGGCUACCUGCUGCUCCUCGAGAUCACCAACAACGACCCCCUGAGGUUCGGCUUCAUCUUCGGCACGCUGCCCGGCUGGUGGCUCGGCCACGUCGACGGCCGGACCUACUCGCCCUGCGUCGACCAGCAGUGGUGGGACAACGUCAUGCGCCGGAAUGGCUUCUCGGGCGUCGACGUUGUUACGCCGCACCACUCGCUGGGUCCGCUCUCCGUGAUCCUGACCCAGGCCGUCGACGACCGCGUCCAGCUGCUCAGGGAACCUAUGAGCAUCUCCUCCUCCUCCCCUGCCCUGACCAUCGACCCGGAACAGCUGACAAUCGUCGGAGGUGCUGCACCCCUGUUCGAGUCACUCGAGCGCCUCUUCACUCCCCAUUACAAGGCCGUCUCGUGGAUACCCAGCAUCGAGGAGGUCCCGUCCUGCAGCCUGCCCGUCAUGGGAAGCGUGCUGUCCCUCGUCGAGCUCGACGAGCCGCUCUUCGAGAACAUGACGGCCGAGAAGCUCGAGGGCUUCAAGCACGUCUUCCAGCAGUCGAGGAGCGUCUACUGGAUCACCCACGGCGCCUCGGGGGCCAACCCGUACGCCAACAUGGCCGCGGGCAUCGGGCGGACCAUUGUGCUCGAGAUGGACCACGUCCGCCUCGGCUACCUCGACUUCGACCGGGCCGAGGACGCCACCGCGCCUCGCCUGGCCGAGAAGAUGCUGCAGUUCGACAUCCUCGGCACCCUCGAGCAGCAGAACAAGCUCGACGCCCUGACCUGGUACCGGGAGCCCGAGCUGCGGUUCGCCGACGGGAGCUUCCUCGUGCCUCGCAUCAGGCUGAGCAAGGCCCGGAACGCCCGGUACAACUCGCGCAGGCGUGCCCUGACGAACGAGGUCGAUCCGCGCAAGGUGCCCGUGGCCGUCGUGCCCCGGGGAGAGGGCUUCGUCCUUCAGGAGUGCCCCUCCCACGCCGACGCCGACGCGAAUGUCGCCGCCGUCGUCACCGGAUGCGCCGAGACCCGCCCGGACGCCGUGUCCGUGGCCGUCCACUACGCUGUGCUUCGGUCCGUGAAACUCCCAUCGUCCGACUAUCUGUUCCUGGUCCUCGGCACCGAUCUCUCUUCGGGCAAGGCCGUCUUCGCCCUGACGGACUCGCAGAAGUCGGUCGUCAAGGUCGACAGGCAGUGGACGAUCCCGUGUGCCGGGAACAUGACCCAGGGCAGACAGACGCUGGUCGCCCUCCACGCGCAACUCAUGGCCCUGACGGCGGUCGCCGGCGUCGCCCCGGGAGACUCGCUCGUGGUUCUCGACGCCGACAAGUCGCUGGCCUCGGCCUUGUCCGCCCGUUGCGCCGCAAAGUGUGUCCGGCUCGCCCUGCUCGGCACUCAGUCCGGACUGGAGAAAGAAAAGCAUAACGGCGGCGGCGGCGGUGCGUGCAACGUUGUCCACGUCCACCCGCUCGAGUCGCGUCGAUCCGUCGAGACCAAGCUGCCCUCCAAUAUCGGGUGUUUCCUGAACCUUUCCGGCACGCAGCAAGACGCGGCCGGGUUGAUUGCCGACUGCAUCCCGUCGCACUGCCGCGUCGAAACCCGCGCCUCGCUGACCGACGUCGUGGCCCACGUCACCUCUUCGACGUUCCUCGGCCUUGAUUGUGCGGUCCCAGACAUCUUGCGGACAUCUUGGGCCCACGCUCAGGCCGAGAGACGCGUGUUCGACACGUCGACGGUCGCCGUCGCCACUCCGGCCACGCUCACGGGUCCGUCCGCCGAGGGAGAGGCACGCCGUACCGGCAGCGGCCUCGUCCUCGUCGAUUGGACAGCGGAAUCGACAGUCAGCGCACGUAUCCGGCCUGCCGACUCCAUCGUACGCUUCAAGCAGGACAAGACGUACUGGCUCGUCGGCCUCACCGGAGGACUCGCGCUCUCUCUCUGCGGGUGGAUGGUGGACCGAGGUGCCCGAUACGUCGUCAUGACGAGCCGCAAUCCACAAGUGGAUCAGAAGUGGCUUCGGAGCAUGGAGUCCCAAGGUGCAUCGAUCCGGAUAUUCUCAAACGAUGUCACCAAACGCGAGGCCCUCGAUUCAGCCUUCCGCACCAUCUCGGCCACCAUGCCGCCCAUCGCCGGCGUCGUCCAGGGCGCCAUGGUCCUCCGCGACACCAUGUUCGCCGACACCACGCUCGAGACGGUCGACACUGUCCUGGGGCCCAAGGUCCGGGGCAGCAUCCACCUCGACGACAUCUUCCACUCGACGCCCCUCGACUUCUUCGUCUUCCUCUCGUCCGUCGCCAGCACGUCCGGUAACCCGGGCCAGAGCAUCUACGCCGGCGCCAACAUGUUCAUGAACGCGCUCGCCGCCCAGCGCCGCCGCCGCGGCGUCCCCGGCUCGUCGGUCGAGAUCGGCGCCAUCAUGGGCAACGGCUCCGUCACGAGCAAGCUGAGCUUCGAGCAGCAAAAGUACCUCUUCUCCGUCGGCAACAUGUGGAUGAGCGAGCAGGACUUCCUCACCAUGUUCGCCGAGGCCGUCCUCGCCAGCCCCCCCGGCUCGCCGCAGUCCGUGACGACGGCCACGGGUCUCCGCCUCCAGUACAGCGACGAGGACCCCGACAUCACCUGGUUCACCAACCCCAUCUUCCAGCACCUCGUCCUCGAGACGGGCAACACGAUGCCGGCGGCCGCGGGCGCAUCGAAGCAGGGCGUCCCCGUCAAGACGCGGCUGCAGGACGCCAAGACGGCGGAAGAAGUGCUCGCCAUCGUGUCGGAUGCAUUCCACGCCAAGCUUGUCUCGUCCCUCCAGGCCGACGCCGACAGGGACGUGCUCGAGCUGCCACUGGAGACGCUCGGCAUGGACUCGCUGGUCGCCGUGGACCUGAGAUCUUGGUUCCUGAAAGAGCUCACUGUCGACGUGCCCGUCCUCAAGAUUCUCAACGGCGGCACCGCUAAAGCGCUGCUCGAGUUCGUCCAGGGGAUCAUCCCGGAGUCCAUGACGCCGAAGCUCCGGCAGUCGGACGGACCCGGCACCGACGGAUCAACCUCGGCCCCACAGUCCCGACCGACCGGCCCGAAGCUCCGGAUGCCGGACGGACCCGAUACUGCCAAGGCACCAUCGGCGGCGCCGGCUCCCCCGCUCGCGACUGCCCCAAAAAAGUCAACAGCCCAGAGCAUCGCUACAGCAACAGCCAACAACGCUGCAAGGGCGUCGCCAACCGCCGACGCGGAUCUUUCUUCUGCCGAGAGCCCUACCACCUCGGACCGUGCGGAGUCUGUAUUCACGGACAAGGCCGGCGACCACGCGGCCUCCGUGUCGUCCAUCUCGGAGCCUCCUACUCCCCCCAAUUGCCAAGGCCUCGAAGAGAAACUGCGCGCCGGAGGAAACUCCCUCGUCCGGACGGUCCCCCUGUCCUUCGGCCAGUCCCGCUUCUGGUUCCUGCGGUCGUACCUCGCGGACCCGCUGGCCUUCAACAUCACGUCAAUGAUGCGCAUCAACGGUCCGCUGCGUCCCGACGACCUGGCCAGGGCCGUCGACAAGGUCGCCCACCACCACGAGGCCCUGCGCACCUCUUUCGUCGUGGAGGAGAACGUGCCCGUGCAAAAGGUGUGGAGCUCGCCCAACUUUGAGCUCGAGAUACGCGCCAUACCCGCCGACAGCGACGCCGAGAGCGAGGUGAAGGCGGCUUACGAGGACAUCAAGAACACCGUCUUCAAGCUCGACGAGGGCCAGACGAUGCGGGUUCAGCUCCUCUCCAAGUCGUCGACGGAACACGUGCUGGUCCUGGGCUACCACCACAUCAACAUGGACGGCGUCAGCUUCGAAGUCUUCUUCGCCGACCUCGAGAGGGCGUACAACGGCCAGCCACUCGACGCCUCCGUCACCCAGUAUCCCGACUUCUCCGCGAAGGAGGCCCAGGAGUAUAAGUCCGGCCAGUGGGCGCCGGAGCUGGCGUACUGGCGCGCCCAGUUCAACCAUCUCCCCGAGCCCAUGGCUCUCCUGCCCGUCUCCAAGAAGUCGUCUCGGCCCGCCGGCGUCGCCACGUACGACACGCACACGGUGAAGCGCCGAGUCGACGCCGAGCAGUCUCGGGCCAUCCGGGACGUGUGCCGGCGCUUCAAGGCCACGCCCUUCCACUUCCACCUCGCCGUGUUCAGGGCCUUGAUCGCCCGCCUCAGCGGCUCCGAUGACUUCUGCAUCGGCAUCGCCGACGCCAACAGGAAGGACAAUGGCCUCGCGGGCGCCAUCGGCCUCUACCUCAACCUGCUCCCCCUCCGCGUCAAGGGCAGCGGGGGCGGCGGUGAGGACUCCCUCGCCCAAAAGACGUUCGGCGACGCCCUGGGCGAGAUGCGCAAGACGUCACAGGAGGCCUUUGCCCACUCGAGGGUCCCCUUCGACAUCCUCCUCUCCGAGCUCAACGUCCCGCGCUCGUCGUCGCACGCGCCCCUCUUCCAGACCUUCCUCAACUACCGCCGCGGCGUGUCCGAGACGCGCCCCUUCUGCGGCUGCACCGGCACGGGCGAGCUCAUGGCCGGCGGCCAGGUCGCGUACGACGUCAGCCUCGACAUCGUCGACAACCCCGAAGGCGACUCGCUCGUCACCCUGACGGCCCAGCAGGAUCUGUACGACCUUGAUGAUGCCAACCUGCUCCUCGACUGCUACUUCCGUCUUGUCGCCGCCUUCUCGCGGAACCCGGCCUCGAGCCUCGGGCGCCCGGCCUUGUACGACACGGCCGCCGUGGACGAGGCCCUGAAGCUGGGACGUGGUCCUCUGUACGACUUCACCUGGCCCGAGACGCUGAUGCACCGCAUCGACGACAUGGCAGACAAGCACGCGUCCAAGGCCGCCUUGCGAGACGGCCAAGGGGGCGGCCUCACUUACGCUCAGAUGGCGGCGCGGGUCAACGCCAUUGCGGCUCGCCUCGAAGAGGCAGGAAUCGGCAGCAGCAACAUCGUGGGCGUCAUGCAAGCCUCGACCCUGGACUUCGUCUGCUCCAUCCUGGCCAUCUGGAAGGUCGGCGCCACUUACACGCCCCUGGACCCUCGCCUCAACUCUACCGACCGCCUCGCGGCCAUCGUACGCGAGUGCCGGCCGACGCACGUCCUCGUCGACGCCAGCACCAGAUCGCUCUUUGCCCAGCUGGAAUCCACAGCCGUACCCGUCGACGUGACGAAGAACUCGUCGCCCGACGCGAAGGUGCCGACCCAAGCCAGAGCCGGCUCCGCGGCCGCCGUUCUGUACACCAGCGGGUCGACCGGCACGCCCAAGGGCAUCUCCCUCAGCCACGCGUCCCUGAGGAACAACAUCGAGCUCGCCACUCGCCAGUUCGGCUUCAAGGAGGGCUCCGACGUCAUGCUGCAGCAGGCCGCCUUCAGCUUCGACAUGUCCCUGUCCCAGACCCUGACGGCACUCGCCAAUGGCGGCACCCUCGUCGUCGUCCCGGCCCAACUUCGCGGCGACGCGGCCGGCCUCACCCGGCUCGUGGCCGCCGAGAAUGUCACCUUCACACAGGCCACGCCCACCGAGUAUGCCUCGUGGAUCGGCGCCGGCGCCCAGCACCUCAAGAGCUCCAAGUGGAGGGUGGCCGCGUCCGGGGGCGAGAAGAUGACCCAGAGCCUCCUCUCCGCGUUCCGGUCCCUCGGCAAGCCCGACCUCGGCCUCUUCAACGGAUACGGGCCGACCGAGACCAGCUUCACGUCCAACACCCGUGAGAUGCCGUAUCACGACACCGAGAGCAACAGUGGCGGCAGAAACAUCGCCGCCCUGCCCCUGACGACCUGGCCCAACUACUCCAUCUCCAUCGUCGACCGCGACCUCCGGCCCGUCCCCGCCGGCGUCUCGGGCGAAGUCUGCAUCGGCGGCGCCGGCGUCGGGCUGGGCUACCUCAACAACGAUAAGCUCACGUCCGAGGCCUUCGUGUCGGACAAGACGGCGCCCCCGGAGUUCGCAGCCCGCGGGUGGAAGACGAAGCACCGGACCGGCGACCGCGGGCGUCUUAGCCCCGACGGCGGUCUCGUUCUCGAGGGCCGCAUCGCCGGUGACACGCAGAUCAAGCUGCGCGGCAUCCGCAUGGACCUCGCCGACAUCGAAUCGGCCAUCCUGCAGGCCGGCCUGGGCCGCAUCACCCACGCCGCCGUGUCUGUCCGCCAGGACGGCGCCGAAUCGGCCGCCGGCCCGCAGUAUCUCGUCGCCCACGUCGUCCUCGCCGCAAACAACGACGACGCAUCGGCUCACGGGAGCAGCAACCAGAAGGACUUUCUCGCCGAGGUCAGCGAUCGCUUGACGCUCCCCAGACACAUGAAGCCGUCUCUGCUCGUGCCCGUUUCCGCCCUGCCCAUGGGCACCUCGCACAAGCUGGACCGCCGUGCUCUCCAGACGUUGCCCAUCUCGACUCGGCAUCGGUCUGGUGAUGGUGAAAACAGCCAAUCGGGCCAGGGGACCGGAUUCACGCCCAACCAAGCCGAGAUCUGGGAGCUGUGGAAGGAGGUCAUCCCCAGCGACGUCGUGAACCAGUACUCCGUCGACCCCCAGACCGACUUCUUCCACGUCGGCGGCACCUCUCUCCUGCUCGUGAACCUGCAAGGGUUGUUCGAGAAGCAUUACGGCAAGGUGCCCCCUCUGCACGAGAUGUUCGAGUCCAGUACCGUCGCAGGGAUGACCGACUUGCUGUUCUCGGACGGAACACCCAGAGACGGAGCCUCGUCGGCCAUCGACUGGAACGAGGAGACGUCGCUCGACACAUCAUCAUCAGAAACUCCUGUUGACAUUGUCUCCGGCUCCGCUAUGGCGAAUGUUAACCAACCACCUCGCGUCGUCGUUCUCACGGGUGCCACAGGCUUCCUGGGACGACAUCUUCUCGACUUCCUCCUCCGCCAGCCCAGCAUCACGCGCAUCCACUGCAUCGCGGUGCGGAACCCCCCAUCCUCCUCUUCUUCUUCUUCUUCGUCUUCCUCCUCUUCGGACCCCUUCUCCGAUCCCAGGGUCCGUAUUCACCGCGGCGACCUCGCGGCUCCACACCUCGGCCUCACCGCCGCCGAGGCCGCUUCCAUCUUCGCCGAGGCCGACGCCGUGAUCCAUAACGGCGCCGACGUCUCGUUCCUCAAGACAUACGCCACGCUCCGCCGCACAAACGUCGCGAGCACGCGCGCCCUCGCCCGUCUCGCCGCCCCGCGCCGCGUGCCCCUGCACUUCGUCUCGAGCGCCAGCGUCGCCCAGCUGACGGGUCUCGACAGCUUCGGCGAGACCAGCGCCGCGGACUGGCCCCCCGCGACCGACCCCCGCGCCCUCGCCGGCGGCGGCUACACGGCCGCCAAGUGGGCGUCCGAGGUGCUCCUGGAGAAGGCCGCCAGCGCCUGGCGGUUGCCCGUCACGGUCCACCGCCCGAGCAGCAUCACGGGCGACGGCGCCGGCGACCUCGACCUCAUGGCGAACCUGUUCCGCUACGUCGAGGACCUCGAGGCCGUGCCCGAGUCCGGGUCCUGGAAGGGCUACUUCGACUUCGUCUCGGUGGCCAACGUCGCCGCCGACAUCGUGGAGGCCGUCAUGGCCGCGGGAGAAGAAGGGGGUAAGGCGGGCGUGAGGUACAUGUACGAGGCCGGCGAGAUUGUCUAUCCGCUGUCCGUCGUCAGGGAGAUGUCGGACUCGGGCCAUCAGCUGCCCGUGAGGACGAUGCCGCUGGUGGAGUGGGUGCGCGAGGCGAGGGAGAAGGGGCUGAAUCCCAUGUUGGCCGAGUACCUGUUGAUGGCCGAUAAGACCGGCUCGGCUCUGGCCUUCCCGGAGCUGGUCAAGGAUGCCUAG